CAAAGUUCAAUCAAACACACGUGAGAAUGUUUUGAUUUGAUCUCAAAAAAUGUUCUCAACUCAUUCCAAUAACAAUUUUAAGUGUAACUAUUCACAGAAUACUAUGAACCAGUCAGUAGAAUAUAAUUUGUGUUUUGGUAUUUGAAGAUAAUUUAACUGUACGGCUACCUGUCCGAAUCAGACCAUUAUAUUAUAGGGGAAGCAUUUACCUACCCAUUCAAGAAACUGUUGCCUCCAAAAGCUGAAGCUUAAACCGAAGUCGAAACCACUAUCAGGACCGAAGGUACAUUUCUUGAUUUUCCGUAGCUAGAUCAAAAUGGAGGAGGAACGUUUUGUUGACUAUUAUAAGGUAUUAGAAUGCGACAGAACAGUUACAGUUGAUGAAUUAAAACGGAAUUACAAGCGUUUAGUUCUGUCUUCGCACCCAGACAAGAGUGAUAAUCAAAGUGAUGAGAAUUUUCUUCUGAUACAGAAAGCGUGGUCUGUUCUAAAGGAUCCUUUGACCAGAAAACAGUAUGAUGCUAUGUUGUCAUGUCAUGAGAACAGUGAAUCUUUGUUGUAUGACUCUAUAUCUAUUAAAGAUAUGGAAUUUGACUCAAGUGAAGGGCUUUACAUGUAUCCUUGCAGAUGUGGUGGUACAUAUGUGUUAGACUGUAAGACAAUGACUUCUAAGGUCAUAAUUGGAUGUGAUGAGUGCUCCUUUUCCAUACAAGUUGAGAAACCAUUAUGAUAACUGGUACCUGUGAACUUUUUUUA
Molecule: messenger RNA, 756 nt
Organism: Spodoptera exigua (beet armyworm)
Lineage: Eukaryota; Metazoa; Arthropoda; Insecta; Lepidoptera; Noctuidae
Source: the annotation of a GenBank genome assembly